Molecule: messenger RNA, 674 nt
Organism: Entrophospora candida
Lineage: Eukaryota; Fungi; Glomeromycota; Glomeromycetes; Entrophosporales; Entrophosporaceae
Source: the annotation of a GenBank genome assembly
CAAAACUUGCAAUACUAAAUGCUAUUCAAUGUAAAUAUAUCAUUAAAUUUUAUGGUAUCUCCAAUGUAAAUUCUCAUAAUGCUUUGAUAUUUGGCUGGGCUGAAAAGGGCAAUUUAAAAGAUUUGUACAAUACUCAUUACAUUGACUGGGUUACAAAAUUAAAGAUUUCAUAUGAUGUCAUUAGAGGACUUUUAUUUAUGCAUAAUGGUGAAAUUUUACAUCAUGAUGUUAAAUGUGAAAAUAUAUUAAUUGAUGAGGAUGGAAAUGCAAAAGUUUCAAAUUUUGAACUUAGUCGUAAUCUAUCUGGUGAAACUUCAAGAAUUUCAAAUUUAAAUGACUAUAUUCCUUGGUUGGCUCCUGAAAAGAUAGAAUCAGGAACUCAACUUUAUAAUCUUGAUUGUGAAAUGUUUAGCUUUGGAAUGUUUCUUUGGGAGCUUACUUAUCAACAAAUUCCAUAUAAAGAAAUGAAUGCAAUUAGUAUUAGUGAACAUGUCAAAAGUGCCUGGGAACAUUCACCCCAUAAUCGUCCAUCUUUUGAUGAAAUAAAAAAUGAAUUGGCGGAUUCAUGGAAAUGUUUUGAAAAUACUAAAUAUGUAGCUAAAUUUAUUGCUAAAGAUGAAAUUUCAAAUGACAAAAUUCAGCAUCAUAACAUUGAUAAGGACUCAGAUUUUAAA